CGAUGAACGCAACCAAUAAUGUUUUAGUCAAGGCGGUUUGAAGAGACGCACCCCCGCAAACGGCUUUGCUUUGCGUUUGGUGAUCAUGAUCACACCGCUCAGCGCAAGACAAGUGGAAUGAAUGGUAGUUUCGGCAGAGGACGUGUUGUAGUGAACAACGAAAAGGGAUUAAUUUAUGGACAUUUAGCACUUCAGGUUGAGUGAAACCAAAACAAGAACAAGAAAAUGAGUCUCUUGCACUGUUGCGUAUUAGUUAUAUUGCUCAAUUCAGUGUUUGGCUCUGAUUUUCAAGAGCGAAAUAGUCUAACGGGAAAUGCACGUCCAAGGUUUGUGAAGAACCGAAAAUUAGGUAGUGUUCACAAUAUUAAAGAAAGGUCGACCGGGGAGUUUUCCGAUUUAGAAGGACAUCAUAAAGUUGAGGAGAGAAGCUUAGAUACGGAUGGAGACGCAUGCAAAGCUCUUCACGGCUACGAGUCGCGGUUAGCCAACAACACUCACACCUACGUCUUCAAUGACCUGAGUGGCUCGGUUUCUCUGGCUUGGGUGGGGGACGGCACAGGGGUCGUGCUGGCCUUGACAACUUUCCAGGUUCCAUUUUUCAUGCUGAGGUUUGGCCAGUCAAAGCUGUACAGGAGUGAGAACUAUGGGAAAUCCUUUCAGGACGUCACAAAUCUCAUCAACAACACCUUCAUCCGCACUGAAUAUGGAAUUGCUAUUGGCCCAGAGAAUUCUGGGAAGGUUAUCCUCACAGGUGACGUCUCGGGCGGAAAGGGAUCUAGAAUAUUCCAUUCGGUGGAUUUUGGGAACAGCUUCACCCCUUCCGACCUGCCCUUCCAUCCCCUGAUGCAGAUCAGCUACAACCCGCACGACGGCAACGUGCUCCUGGUCAUCAGCGUCACUUAUGAUCUGUGGGUGUCGGAAAACUUUGGAGAAAACUGGCAAAAGAUCCAUGAAAUGGUGUGUCUGGUGAAAUGGGGGACGGAUAACACCAUCUUCUUCACCACUAACCCAAACGGAUCUUGCAGUGACAGAGGGAUGCUGGAGUUGAGGAAGACCUCUGAUUAUGGGCGGAGCUUCAAAACCAUCGGCAACAAGAUCUACUCCUUCGGCCUGGGAGGGCGAUUCGUCUUCGCCUCGGUCAUGACUGGGACGGGGACCCUUCGUAUGAUCCACGUGUCGGUGGACCAGGGAGAGACGUGGAAUAUGGCUCAGCUUCCUCCUGUGGGCCAUGAGCAAUUCUACUCCAUCCUGGCGGCCAAUGACGACAUGGUGUUCAUGCACGUGGACGAGCUCGGUGAUACUGGGUUCGGCACCAUCUUUGUGUCAGAUGACCGCGGCACGGUUUACUCCAAAUCUCUGGAGCGCCACCUCUACACCACCACCGGGGGCGACACGGACUUCACCAACGUCACCUCUCUGCGAGGGGUCUACAUGACCAGCGUCCUGGCUGAGGAUGGCUCUGCACAGACUAUGGUGACCUUUGACCAGGGUGGGGAGUGGAGACCCCUGAAGAAACCCAGGAACGGGCAGUGUGACUCAACGGCCAAAGAUCCAGAGCUGUGCAGCCUCCAUAUCCACGCCUCCUACAGCACCUCCAUGAAGCUCAACGUCCCCAUGCUGCCCCUGACCGAGGCCAACGCCGUAGGGCUCAUUCUGGCUCAUGGGAGCGUGGGCGACGCCGUCUCCGUCAUGGCACCUGAUGUGUAUGUGUCUGACGACGGGGGCUACACCUGGCUACGGGCCCUGGAGGGCCCCCACCACUACGCCAUCCUGGACUCUGGGGGUCUGCUGGUGGCUGUGGAGCACACCCCCUCCCAGCCCAUCUCUCAGAUAAAGUUUUCCACGGACGAGGGGCAGUGCUGGCACGUCUUUAACUUCACCAGCGACCCGCUGUUCUUCACGGGGCUGGCGUCUGAACCCGGGGCGCGCUCCAUGAAUGUCAGCAUCUGGGGCUACCGCGAGUCCCUACUCAGCCAGUUCUGGGUGUCCGUCACCAUCGACUUCAAGCAGCUGCUCACCCGCGACUGCGGUGAGAAGGACUAUGUACAGUGGCUGGCGCACUCUGAUGACAUCAGCGACCCCACUGACGGCUGCAUGCUGGGCUACAAGGAGAGGUUCCUGCGGAUGCGCAAGGACUCGGUGUGCUGGAACGGCCGUGACUACAUCGUCACCAAGCAGCCCACGCCCUGCCCCUGCACCCUGGAUGACUUCCUGUGUGAUUUUGGGUACUACCGUGCUGCCAACAGCUCUGAGUGUCUGGAGCAGCCCGACCUACAGGGGCACGCGCUGGAAUUCUGUCUUCACGGGAAGAAGGAGCAACUGCAGACCAGCGGAUAUCGGAAGAUCCCGGGAGACAAGUGUGAGGGCGGGGCCAAGCCUGAGCGCAAGGAGAUCGACCUCAGCAAGAAGUGUGUGAGCAACCUGCUGGGGCAGGAGCUGCUGAGGGGAUCCCACUCCAGCUCUGUGCCCAUCGUAGCAGCAGUUAUCGCUAUCCUGCUCAUCAGCACGGUGGCCGGCGUUCUCUUUGUGAAGAAAUACGUCUGUGGGGGAAGGUUCCUGGUCCACAGAUACUCUGUGCUGCGGCAGCACGCGGAGGCCAAUGGGAUCGAGGGGAUUGACGAGCUGGACAGCCACACAGCUGACUCUGGCAAGAGGGACUACCAUGACGACUCUGACGAGGACCUUCUGGAAUGAGCUGGAGAACCAGAGAGACCAGCCACCACUUCGAGGGACGAGCUGGGAAAGUCCCCACCGCCCAAAGCAUUGCCCUGCUCUCCAUCUGCUCCUCUGAGCCUCUCUGUGCCCCGACCUGGUCUCUAACGCCGCUGCUGCUUCCUGUGCCCCGUCCUGCCGUCACCAUGGAAACCUCCCGCAGCUCCACCCCUGUGGGUCUGUGAGGGGGAAGGGCCGUUCUUUAAACUCUGAUCAUCAUUUCUAUCAGCUGUGCUGCAGGUCUGGGAGAAAUGGCCCCGACCAGCACGCGAGAGAGCCUUAAACCUGAGGGCCGGUCUGAGGACCCAGGCUGAGGUCAGCAACCUGCGAAAAGGCAUUCAUGUCAUCAAGAUCCUUUGGCAAGCUGUGCAGCUUCCCUUUUUAAAUAAACGCAAAGAGAUGGCCUUCAGUCCCACUGCGGUAUUGUAAAUAUAGAGACGAAAGUGUGGUAUUGGAAUAAUUUUGACCUUGUGUCACAGCUUUGCUAUGCUGUUGGUUUGCUCCUGUUUUUCCAAUGUUGAAUUUCCAAUCUGAAGGACAGCCUGCAGUGACAUCAUGGAGACAUGCAAAUCAGCAGAAUUCACCAGUGCUGGAUGUGAACUUUUCAUCAAGACCAGGUCUAUAUGAUUUGCUGUAAUGUAUACAAUCAUUAUUCUUAAUUUAAAAAAUGUAAAAGGUUGAAAAAUACUAAAAGCUAAACGGGUUUACCUCCCCAACCCUAACCCUAACCCCCACCCCCCCACAACCAUUCAUACACACACUCACACACACACUCUCACUUGCUGAGUACCCCCCCUUUAGAUUUGUUGGAAUCAUAGGGAAGUGAAGACUGAAAAAAUAUGACAACUGUAAGCCCUUAUAAUAGCAGGAUUCUGGUCGGGGGAAAAAAAGGAUCCAUUCCUAGAAUGUCUUAAGCAAUAAAAUUGUCAGAUGCAAUAUUUUAUUCAUCGUAUUCCACAGAACACGGUUCAGUUUGAUCUUGUUCCUCAGACACAACCAUGUUGAAUUAAAGGAAAAAAAUGUUUCACACAAAUCACUGUCCGUUGUAGGUUCACCCCAACCCUGCUUUAGCACAGAGAAAAAUAGCAGUCAUUGUGAAAUCUAACCAGUUUAUGUGUUCAUGGGUAUUCCAAUGUACAGAUCAGAUUUUUUCCCCUCUGUAACCAACUUUGUGCUGUCGGCACCAAGAACAAAACAACAUACGUUUCGGAACACCUUUCUUGUCUCUUAGCUAUAACGGAAUGCUAACCAUAAACAAAAAUGUAGGUUGAUAUGAAUCACUGUCUGUCUUUUUUCUGCUCAGUUGAUUAGUCAACUGGCCUUCCAGAUAAAAAAGAGGGUAACUCCUGUAGUCACUGUCUUCUAUGAAAACCCUCCCCAAAAGCAAGAAACUUCAUAAAAUAUUCUAUUUAGUAGCAUUUUACAUUUUUACUACUUUCUCUAAACUGUUAUUUUUUACUUGGUUGAGGCUGGGGGUAUAAGCUUCCCUGCUCGUCAGAAAGCUGUUGCAGGGAGGAACGUAUCGGCUGCUGCACUUAUGUCCACCAAUCUCCAUUACCGUAGUCAACAGAGGAGUCACACUUCAUUAGCAACAUUGAAGCUGUUCUGAGGCUGACUACAUCCAGUACAUUAAAGGUGGCUAAAUAUCUAAAUAAUUUUGCCAUUUUCUAGCAAGGUUUAUUGUACUAUUAUAGAUAUUAAAAGCCAGGAUAAACCAUAUGUGACCGACCGAUUAUGUUAAAAGGUAACCAGCAAACUGUUUUUUAUUUUUACCCACUAGUGACAGAAACCUCCAUUAUCAGUUUUCGAUGCCAUCAGUCACAUAAGUACAUAGAGAUCAGAACAGACAUGGUGCCUGCUCAAUUUGUAAUUACUAAAUUUUCAUAGAAUAAAAGAUUAAUGGGUAUUGAUUUAUGGGUUUUUGAGAACUUUAAGCAAUUUGGACCUUUUUCUAUGAAGCACAGAGAUGUCUGGAACCAAUUCAAGGUGGAAAAAAACUGUUUUGUGUCAUAUCUUCAUACUACUUAAGAGAACUUAAGACUAAUUUUUCCCAUUAAUAUUGCAGCCUGGUUUAUUUUGCCUUUAUCUUCAAAUACACCCACAUCUAUGCUUUUAAUCAUCUGGUCUUUAAAAUUUGUAACAUUUGUGCAUUAAACAUGAGACAAUUAACAGUAGAAGGUAUAUUUCAAGUCUAGAAUAAUUUCCAAUAUAGAGAUCUCUGAAGGUUGAAUGGAAGCACCUUUUUAUUUUUAGUUAUAUUCUAGUUCGGGCAAAAGAAUCUCCCUUGCCUGUGCUUGAGCUGUCAAUCUCAUUUACAGUACUACAGCAGGGCUCUGUGUAAACCCAAAAGAAUUUGAAAAUGAUACAAGGAAGUGUACUUUUUUUUUUUUUUUUUACUUAUGUUCCAUAAUGUAGCAAGGUGCACUCUGAAGAAUGGAAGCAUUGAAUCAGCCUUGUUAGUCUGGCAUUAUGUCCAGCAUCUGGGUGUGGACAUAAUUUCCUCCGAGUGUUAAGAUAGUAGGUAAACUAUUUGACAUGUAAAAUAUGGACUUGUUUGAAGAGACUGAUUCUGGCACUCUAGCAUUUGACUGCUCUGUACAGAUUUCUUUUAUUAUGAUGGUGGGCUUCAAAACCAAUAUCUUUUUCUGACCAGGGGAAUCUACGCCGUGAAUUGCUCUCUUAUGCUUGACUUUUGGGCUCUGAUAUAAUUGAUUGGCAGCUCUUGGAUAAAUUCACGAGGCUUGUGUCUUAUUUAAACUGAAGUUAAAUAAGACACAGUUAAGAUGGUAUGGUAUGAUGUGAACAAUGACAUAUUUCUUUCUGAUAAAAUGGCUGUACAUAGAUUGUGUGGUGGCUAAACGGUGUAUUCAAAUAGAAUUCUAACUUUAUAAUGCUAUGUUUUUUUCUGUAUAUUUGAGAAAAUAUUGUGUGGUUUACAAAUGGACUUACUGGUACUUCCUGGUACUUUUACAAGGCAGAUUUUUCUUUUCUUCAUAAUAAAUAUAGUAAAUUCGAAA
Conger conger (European conger) is the source of this 5729-nucleotide messenger RNA. It is a transcript of the gene sort1a, whose product is annotated as sortilin 1a. Gene Ontology annotation, cellular component: membrane; Golgi apparatus. NCBI's taxonomy places the organism in Eukaryota, Metazoa, Chordata, Actinopteri, Anguilliformes, Congridae. The transcript is spliced from 20 exons. The record is from RefSeq and is a predicted model, not a curated record. Gene Ontology annotation, molecular function: protein binding. Gene Ontology annotation, biological process: vesicle organization; Golgi to endosome transport; endocytosis. The coding region runs from base 226 to 2694 and encodes 822 amino acids.